Ophidiomyces ophidiicola is the source of this 579-nucleotide messenger RNA. It is a transcript of the gene BNA1, whose product is annotated as 3-hydroxyanthranilic acid dioxygenase. Lineage: Eukaryota; Fungi; Ascomycota; Eurotiomycetes; Onygenales; Onygenaceae. The transcript has 2 exons. Gene Ontology annotation, molecular function: iron ion binding; 3-hydroxyanthranilate 3,4-dioxygenase activity. Gene Ontology annotation, biological process: quinolinate metabolic process; 'de novo' NAD+ biosynthetic process from L-tryptophan. The record is from RefSeq and is a predicted model, not a curated record. The coding region runs from base 1 to 579 and encodes 192 amino acids. Gene Ontology annotation, cellular component: cytoplasm.
AUGUUACCUCCGGCACUUAACUUGCCUAGGUGGCUUGAGCAAAAUUCCCACCUGCUUCAGCCUCCUAUUAAUAACUACUGCGUGUACCAUCCAUCCUCCCCGGCAACCCAGGGCUAUACCGUCAUGAUUGUAGGAGGCCCAAACGCCAGGACAGACUUCCACAUCAACCCAACGCCGGAAUUUUUCUACCAGUAUCGUGGCUCCAUGCUCCUGAAGACUGUUGACCAGUCUACCACUCCACCGACGUUCCAGGAUAUUCCUAUCCACGAGGGCUCUCUUUUUCUACUGCCAGCUAACACUCCACACUGCCCAGUACGAUUUGCUGAUACUGUGGGCGUGGUUCUGGAAAUUCCUCGAUCUAAAGACGCUAAAGACUGCAUGCGCUGGUACUGUAACAGUUGUCAGAGCAUCGUUUGGGAGAAGCAGUUCCUUUGUACAGAUCUGGGAACUCAAGUUAAAGAAGUGGUUGAGGAAUUUACGGCUGACAAUGAGAAACGAAAAUGCAAGACCUGCGGAUCCCUGAGGACAGUCAAGUAUGAAAUAGGUGAAGUUGUUCAGCCCCCUAGAGUGCCAGAGUAG